This is a messenger RNA of Octopus bimaculoides (California two-spot octopus), 2652 nucleotides long. Its product is annotated as mechanosensitive cation channel TMEM63B. Gene Ontology annotation, molecular function: calcium-activated cation channel activity. Lineage: Eukaryota; Metazoa; Mollusca; Cephalopoda; Octopoda; Octopodidae. Gene Ontology annotation, cellular component: plasma membrane. The record is from RefSeq and is a predicted model, not a curated record.
AAUUUAAUUACAAGAAAUACAACAGGCACCGUAAAAAGAAUGAGAGAAAAAAUAGAUUCUAUUGACGAAGCUUUGAAUCAGUGACUCGAUAGGUGGUUCGGUGAGUUCGUUUUACCGAGAUCGAAUCCUCCCACCCGAAAACAAGUACAUUAAUUAAUUCCUGCUGUACAACCAGCUUCCGACAGACGCCUACUGCGUUUCCACAGCAACUGACAAACCAUCUGCGAUUGCUAUUUAUUUCCAUUCUGUCCAUCCGUACAACGUAUUCAAACCUCGUUACGUUUUUCUCAUUCAUAGAUCUCCCCUUCACAUUUCAUCCUGCGCAUUUCAGCAGCACCUUGCUCCACAUAUUAUACUUGGAUUUAAUAUCUUUUUACUAUUAUUAUCAGCUGCUGCUACGACGGGAAAAUGGGCGAAUAUGUUUGAAGUGUGUGCCACAUCAUCCAGCUGUUGUUGUUGCCAUUCUGCCAAUCACGACCAAGAGAAUAGCUUCUUAUUACAAUGGACUCUAUUUCUCUCGCAUCAUCAAAGAUCUACUCUCCUGUCUUUUCAUCAAACGCCGAAAUCUCUUGCAAUACCCGGAACUCCUCCUUACCCAGAGGAAAUGUAUAUGGUGGCAUUCCUGUGAAUUUAUUGCUCAAUGUUAUUGGGUGGCUGGUUCUCCUUUUACUUUUCUCACUUCUGCGAAGAUUGGCCUGGGACUAUGGCAGAAUUGCACUGGUUAGUCGCAAUGAAGACAAUGAACCCGAGACUGAAACAGCAAAUACAUAUAAUGUGUGGACAACUUUAUUCUACUGCAGCCAUGAUCAAAAUAUGUCAGGCUCAAGUGAGUCUUUGGAUACAACAAUUCACUUACAAGAUCGGGGAUUUUGUUCAUGGAUUGCUGCAUUUAUACGAGUCAAAGAUGCAGAUAUUCUUCGCAAAUGUGGCCGUGAUGCAGUGCAGUACCUGUCAUUUCAGCGGUACCUUUUGGUCUACCUCUGUGUGAUAUGUACCCUCUCAACUGCUGUUGUGUUACCUGUUAACUUUCAAGGCAAUCUUGUUGGUAAUUCCACUGAUUUUGGCCACACAACAAUUGCCAACGUUGAUUCCAGUUCCCAAUUGCUUUGGAUCCAUGUUCUUCUUGCCAUAAUCUACCUAAUGAUUGCAGUAUUCUUCAUGCAACAUUUCUCUCAUAGUCUUCAAUUUGAAGAAGACGAUCAGGUUUCCAAGACUUUGAUGAUAUCAAAUAUUCCAAAAGAUAAAUGUUUCAAAAGCAUCGUAUUACAACAUUUUCAUUUGACUUUGGUUUGUUGCAGGCGAAGAGCUCUGGAAGCUAAAGUGAAUUCAGAAAAUGAAUACCAUAAAACUGGUCAAAGACCUACCCUUCGUCCAUACCACUGUGGUCAGUUUUGUUGUUGCUGUAAUAGAUGUGGAUGUCAAAAUGUCGAUGCUAUUGAGUACUACACAGAAGAUGAAAUGAGACUAAGCAAUAAAGUGGAGACUGAAAAAGUUUGUGCCUAUCAACGACCCCUAGGAAUGGCCUUCCUCACUCUUGCUACAGAUGUCAUGGCUGAAAAAGUACACCAAGAUUUCCAAGCUGUUUGCCAGGGAGUUCAUAAUUCAGCUGUAUCUAGUGUUAGUGAAGAGAUUGGUGUUGGCCAUUGGGAGAUCUCUUAUGCACCUUCACCUGGUAACAUUUACUGGGAAAACCUCUCCAUUCCUGUGUGGAACUGGUGGCUCCGAGUGAUCUUAAUCAACGCAGUUCUUACCGUACUUCUAUUUUUUCUUACUACACCAGCUAUCAUUAUGAACCAACUUAAUGAAAUUAAUUAUCAGAAAGCUUUUCAUGACUUACAUAAUGAGUUGUUGGUACAGUUUGUCCCUACAUUUCUUAUAUGGAUAUUAUCGGCUAUUCUACCUAUAAUUGUCUAUUACUCAGACCAAUAUAUUGGCUACUGGACGAGGAGCGCCGAGCACCAUGCUGUGAUGAGAAAAACUUUUAUCUUCCUUGUAUUUAUGGUUCUGAUAUUGCCUUCUUUAGGACUUACAAGUGUCAAAGCCUUACUUGAAUGGGCUGUAAAAGACAAACAACAUCGUUACAGAUGGCAGUGUAUCUUUGUGUCUGGAAAUGGUGCUUUUUUUGUAAAUUAUGUGAUAACAUCAGCAUUUAUUGGUACUGGUUUGGAGUUGAUGCGCUUCUCCGAACUAUUCAACUAUGGCAUCCGUAUAAUGUGUGCUCGUUCUACAGCAGAAAAAACUGCUGUGCGUAAGGCUGUUAUCUGGGAAUUUCAGUUUGGUUGUCAGUAUGCAUGGAUGCUAUGCAUUUUUUCAGUGAUAAUUGCUUACAGUAUUCCAUGCCCAAUGGUGACAACAUUUGGUCUAAUAUAUCUUGCCAUGAAACACAUGGUCGAUCGCUAUAAUAUAUAUUUUGCUUACAAGCCAUCUCGUAUCAACAAACACAUCCACACAACAGCCGUGAACUUUGUUAUAGUCUCUGUAAUCUUACUCCAAAUUGUUAUAGUAUUCUUCACAGCACUACGUCUAAGUAAGUACUUUGAUAAUUCUCUCAUUAAUAUUACUAAUUAUCGCAAAGGAGUGAUCUGCUCCAAUGGUAGAACACCUGGCAUGUGUGCAGGAAAUGCAGUUUUGAAUCCCACGGAAUUCCUUUGA